Messenger RNA from Silurus meridionalis, 2192 nucleotides. RefSeq names its product P2Y receptor family member 10 (gene p2ry10). Gene Ontology annotation, molecular function: G protein-coupled receptor activity. Lineage: Eukaryota; Metazoa; Chordata; Actinopteri; Siluriformes; Siluridae. Gene Ontology annotation, cellular component: membrane. Gene Ontology annotation, biological process: positive regulation of Rho protein signal transduction; phospholipase C-activating G protein-coupled receptor signaling pathway. The transcript has 3 exons. Bases 254 to 1258 code for a protein of 334 amino acids. The record is from RefSeq and is a predicted model, not a curated record.
UUUGACAUCAACAGUGCUGCCACAACUGCUGAAUUCUGAACCUCACUGCACACGAAAGGUAGUUCCACAAUGCAUGAUAGCAACUAGGCUAAAAAGGGAACUUUGUGUACUCUUUAGCUAGCUAAAUAGUUAGUUGUGAUUACAAAUUGUUUAUUUCUGAUUAGGAUACAAGUAGGUGUGAAAGUAAUAAUGCAUAAAAUUAUUCAAUAAAUGGCUAAAACAGAGGAGGUACAAUAAAUGAUUCUGCAGUGUCAUGAUGUCGUCCACAAAUGCCUCAUGUGUUAUGGUCACCAACUCUACUCAAUGGGAACAAAGCAUGAAUAAGCUCUACACCUAUUUCUACCUUUUCAUCUUUAUCCCAGGCUUGCUAGGAAACAGUCUCGCUCUUUGGGUCCUGUGUCGCUUCAUAAGCAAGAAGACCAAAGCCAUCAUCUUCAUGAUCAACCUGGCCAUCGCUGACCUGGCUCAUGUCCUGUCCCUGCCAUUGCGUAUCUACUACUACAUUAAUGUCACUUGGCCUUUUGGAAAGGUGGUGUGCUUGCUGUGCUUCUACCUGAAGUAUCUUAACAUGUACGCCAGCAUUGCCUUCCUGGUCUGUAUCAGUAUUCAACGCUGCAGCUUCCUAAUGCGCCCCUUUUGCGCCAGGCAAUGGAAGCGGCGGUAUGAUGUUCGGAUUAGUUUAGUUGUGUGGUUAGUAGUUGGAUUAUGCUGCUCUCCUUUCAUCUUCUUGAGAAACGACCCAUCAAACCACCAGCACAAUGACACCUGCUUCAAGCAUUUGCCCACUCGGAAGAUGAACCUGGGAACCGCAGUGGCCGUAUUGUCCUUCGGCGAACUCCUGGGCUUUGUGGGCCCACUGACUGUCAUCAUCUUCUGCUCAUAUUUCAUCAAACGUUCACUGAGGCAGAGCUUAGGGCCUGGUGACUCAGUCAAUGACAAGAGAAGGGCCUUGCGUAUGGUCUCAGCAUGUACUGGCGUGUUCCUCUUCUGUUUUGCCCCCUACCAUAUCAACUUCGUGCUGUAUAUGAUGGUUUCACAGGAUUUUAUUACCCAUUGUUCGGUAAAGCAGCUGGUUCAACACUUCCAUCCGAUCUCACUGUGCAUUGCUAGCCUUAACUGCUGCUUAAAUCCUCUCAUAUACUACUUCCUGACCACCGAGUUCCGUCAGCAGCUCAGUCGUCAGGGCAGCUCUAUAUUAAGAGGGAGGUUGAUGAGUAUGGAGAGCACCUCCUCAUACAGAGAUGCACUUUCUGGGUGAAUACAGAGAACACGUUCUCCUACAGAGGCACACAUGCAGAUGACCACAUAUUUCUUAUUAUAUAGAGAAAAACUUCAUAAUGAGAAGAUUGACAUCUUCCUGAUAUGACAUCUUCAUAUCUUUAAAUAUGCAUUAUUAUUGUGAACUUUUUUGAAACUCUAUUUCUACUCCAGCUGGUUAAUGCUGCCUUAUGGCCAUGGAAAUGAAGGAACAAUUUUAAUUAGCAGGGUUUGACCAACUGUCCAGCACUUUUGGGUUAAAUGUGGAAAUUGUUUUGCAGUAAGGGUCCUUAAGAACCACUAGCUAAAAGCUAUGUUUCUUCCAUUCAGCAAUGAUGCCAGUUAGACCUACUAUUAUGCAGUGAAUUUUAGGUUCAGCCUAGAACAAAUCAUCUGUCAGGCAGAAGUUUAUUUUAUGAUUAUGAAUGUACAACUCAAGGUGAAUUAAGAUAAAUUUGUCAAAUGUUUCACCAUAUGAUAGUGACAGCUGAAGACAAAUUAAAUCACAGGACUUAUGUCAGACUAGGUCAGACUAGUCUGGUUUAUCGUUUUGCAUUUAAAUCUGUUUUGCAUUAAAAUGCAUGGGUUUGAAGACAUUUUCAUCAUUCCAGUACAGGUGUCCUUUAAAUGAUUAAAAGACUAUUAGAUUGUUAGCAGCUCUGAGAAAAAUGUGCUCUAAAUACUAUAGUAACAUCUUGUGUAAUAAAUAUCACUGACAGUAGUGUACUAAAGUAGAGACCUGGCGUAAUUAUGAUGAGGCAUUAUGUGUUUUUCUUACGUAUUGAUUUACCAUGCACAGAUCUUCUUCUUCUCCUUUCGGCUUUUCCCAUUAGGGGUCAACACAGAUAUCUGUCUUUAUUAAAAACCAUGAGCCAAAACACAUAUGUAAGCAUGAGUAUUAUGAGAAGCUGUAAAUAAAAUCAAGUUGUCAAGCA